AGCACUCGUCUACUCCUCACUCCUCAUGCUCGAUCAUGGGCUAUGGCCAUGCUAGUAGCCAUAUGAUGUAGUAAACACAGCUCAAGCGAUGGCAGCAUUUAACUUAUUUGUCGCUUUUUCUGGCGUAAUAUUUGCAUUUUUUGUUCUGGGUAUUCACAAUUAUUUAACCGCUCAUGAGGAAAACUCAUGCGAAAUGACGUACAUGUUUGAAUAUCCUCAAUAUGUGAAAAUCGCAUUGUCUGAGAACGACACUAAAGAGUAUCCAAAGUAUGGCCUUUAUGCUUACGGAGAGGGACAGUACACCGAAAAACUCAGGAACAUGCAAUUCAAUGGCAUUCCUGUCUUAUUCGUGCCGGGCAAUAGUGGCUCGUACAAACAAGUGCGCUCUUUGGCAUCUGUCGCUCUUCGCAAGGCCAGGGACAGUCGAAGUCCCUUCCACUUCAACUUCUUUACAGCAGACCUCAAUGAAGAGCAUUCAGCACUAUUCGGCGGAGUUUUAUCAGAACAAACUCGUUUUAUAUCAAUCUGCAUCAACCGAAUAUUAUCGCUCUACGCGAAAAACAGAAAUGUUCCUCAGUCAGUGCUUCUCUUUGGACAUUCAAUGGGUGGUAUGGUAGCAAAAGGCGUGUUCUUGGAGCCCACUUUUGUGCCUGGUUCAGUCAACACUGUCCUCACUUUGGCUACCCCUCACGCGAGUCCAGUGAUGAUGCUGGACCCCUAUGUUGCCUCCUACUAUCAGAAGGUCAACACUUUCUGGGAAGUAGGGGAUUCCAACAGAUUGUUGGUUUCUGUCGGCGGUGGCCACAGGGAUCUACUUGUUAGAUCAGGACUCACACUUCAAGGAAAUAUUUCGACAUUGAGUACAGCUGUGCCAGCCGUUUGGGUGUCUGCUGACCACCUGUGCAUUCUGUGGUGCAAACAACUUGUGCUCUCACUUGCUAGAGCUUUGUUUGACUCGGUUGACUCAAAGACAAAACUUCUCUCAAAUGACCCACAGAUUAUGUAUGAGGCCUUCAGCUACCACCUAUUAAAUCGUAAUUUUGGCAAACGGGUAGUAUCAGCAUUCUACCCGUCAAACGCCGAUUUUGACAAAGAAGGCGAGUGGCGAGAAUACUUGCGUCGGCAAUUCACAGUGAAGGAAACCCAUUUGAAGAAACCUGUGUACAUCAUGGUUAGGAUAGUGCCAAAUGAUCUCAAACACGAAUUUGUAUCUAUUGAAGCUAUCGGAAUUGAAAGGCGCGAUUGGGUUUACGGUUGUAAUGCUGACUUGGUUUACAAGCACGUCCGCAUGUGCGAGACUGGAAUGAAUUUGUCGAACUUUACAAAAUUUGUACCUUCCCUCAUGAAGCGACGCAAAAGUGUCACAUUCAACCUUCAUUCACUGAAGAAACAAGGUUUUAGUCAUGUGGUUGUCAGAGUUCCUCCCUCCAGCAAUGAGGUGGUACUCAAUAUCGACGUGUUUUCAAGGCAAGAAAGGAUUUUGCAAGUGAACUCACUUCCCUCGAUAUAUUCAAGAAGCCCUGUGGAUGUCGUGGAAGUGACAUCGGUUGGCGCUCUGUACUAUCAGCUGCAAUUGCCAACCUUGGAAAAAGCUUGGCACGCCGCGAAUCUGGUAUUUGAAGCGAACUGCGCCGCUCAAAAUCAUCACGCAGUGGCCACUCUAGCUACAGAUUGGAGUACAGAAGAUUCUCACGCCUUUGUGACCUCAUCAGUUUCUCAGAGUCUCCCGCUCAAACUGCACCUACUCCGUCCCAAUGGAAUCGAAAAAACUGAAAUUGCUCAUGUAACGCUGCAGCUCGACCCUGCUUGUACUUACAAUAUCAAAAUUGAGCCAUCGCCAGCGAUGAUCCUGGGCCAGUUAGUCAGAUUCUACGCACCUCAGUUGCCGGCCUAUCUUGUUGCAGUCUUGCUUUUAGCUCUUAGGGCUCAACUGAAUGGUGUUGCUGAAGGACAAACAUGCAUAGCAUUUCACUCCGCAAUUGCCUCUGGGUCAAAACCCUACUUUCUCAUGCCAAUCUUGAAAAUCGCUGUGCAUAUUUUAAGGUUGGGACCAGUUGCCAAAAUCUUUCCCUCGUCAGAUUGGAUCUUGCUGUACUCUCAAGGACUGGACAUGUUCUUUCUACCUCUUAUCUUGUACUGUGUAGCAUCUUUUGCUGCGUACGUCUUUGGACUUGCAAUUUGGAUCGCAGUUGUUGUUUGGGGCACAACUGCCAACAAAAUUUUGGUCAGGUUCAUUUCGAGGUCCAUCUUUGGCGGCUUCCGUUGGUCUGAAUGGGUUCUUGGGACGUUUGCAAAGUUGCCAUGGGCUGUGGCUUUCUUACUUGUUGCGCUGGCGUAUGCAACAUGCGGGGCCCUUGCCCUCGCUGCUGGGUUAUGUUUCUACUUUCUCUUGGUUGUCAAAAUGUAUGAAGAAUACUUGGAAGAGCUGCUUAAAGUGCCUCUGCGGUUAAUCAAAGGCCAGCGAACUGAGAUUUGGGGCCGUUCUGAAACUUUCCUCUCUGAACUUCACUUCCACUGCACUGGGCUGCUGCUGUGGGCGGUCACGACUGGUCUGCACGCACCUUGUGCGCUAGCAUGGGCGCGAGCUUUUCCAUUUGAAACUCGUCUCAGCCCAGACCCAUCAUUGGCUGCCGCCUUAGCUCUAUGUGUAUGCGCCCCUGUCUUGUGGCAGCGACAGAUGCCCCGUCAAUAUUUGAAACACGGCCAAGAAAUGAGUGGAAUCCUCUUUGGAGUUGCUGCCUUGGGGCUCAUCUUUGCUCCUGUCUCCCUCUAUCGAUUGAGCCCAUUUCUAGUCGCUGCGUUCAUGAUGGUCUGCCUGCAGCAGUUGAUGGCCAAACAAAUUUUGCCAAUACCUGAACCUAGUGCACCAGCCGCCACUGCAGCUAUCAUGGAAAAGGCUGAGACAGAAGAGGAGCCGCCUGCUGACAAAGAAAAGCAGAGCUAAAUGUGUGAGAAUGGUUAAAUUUCUUUUAAAACUGCGACUGAACUGAACGGAUUGUUAACAACCAAUAUAUUACGCAAUUACAAAUUUAUCUACAAGACAGUCUGCUUUUCCUAGUACCAAUAUAUAGGCUGGAACAAAACCAUCUUUUGACACAGUAACUGCCUAAGAUACAUAUUUGAAUCAAAAAUUAACCUCCAUACACACUCUUAUCUAUAUAGUGUGGCUGUUGACCUUGAACUUUUGAAACGCUCUUUGUUGUAGCCCUUUUUAACUUUAAUAUUUAAGUCCCUCACAUAUUCUACCAUACAAGUUAUGAGCCUCUUGAACUUAAUAAAGCCAAAAACAUUAAGUCAAUGGCUGUCAAACCAUUGACUCAGAUUCCCACUUUUAAGGUGUGUUAAGCGGUUUUGUUGUAUGUAAUCGUUUUUGAACCAGUCCUUGUCAAAUUUUAAGCUGAGGAAUUUUGAUAGAAAGUGUUCAUUCCUAAAGCAGGUUACCUCUGGUCAUAAUUAAAGUUAUAGCGUGUUAUUUAUAUAAUUAAAUAGUACAGCUAAGUAACUGCUGCAUACAGUAAUGACGGCUUUGUAUUGGAUACUUAAAUAAACGUAAAUAAAUUAUUUACAAAA
Cloeon dipterum is the source of this 3570-nucleotide messenger RNA. It is a transcript of the gene PGAP1, whose product is annotated as GPI inositol-deacylase. Gene Ontology annotation, cellular component: endoplasmic reticulum. Gene Ontology annotation, biological process: endoplasmic reticulum to Golgi vesicle-mediated transport; GPI anchor metabolic process. The coding region runs from base 89 to 2944 and encodes 951 amino acids. The transcript has 15 exons. Lineage: Eukaryota; Metazoa; Arthropoda; Insecta; Ephemeroptera; Baetidae. Gene Ontology annotation, molecular function: phosphatidylinositol deacylase activity. The record is from RefSeq and is a predicted model, not a curated record.